AUGCCUUUCCCCUACGGCCUCUUUUUGGUUGCCAUUGUGACGCAAACAGCAGCCCAGAGACAACCUGAUAUCCCUUACCAGGUUACUGCUGACUAUCCAGCCGGUUGUUAUGGAGGACCUGGUCCAGGGGAGGGAAGCAACAUUGCCGAUCUUCAAGCGCCUUGCUGCAUUUACAACGUGAAGGGAUACACAGUCGGUGCAAGAGAAGCUCGGGUUUAUAGAGAAACUGCCGGUAUCAUACUCAACACCAACAGGCAUAAUUUAGCUGGCACCAUGCAAAUAAACGUCACUUUGAUGUUUAACAUCUCCCUGCUCCAACCCAAGUUCAUCGGUGCCGAAGUUGAGACGUAUGGAUUGGCUCACCUGAGUGUCGGCGAUGAAAAGCGAGAAUUCUACUUGUCCAUAGGCGGGGGCAACGUGAAACGCUCCUAUGGCACUGGAAUGAUGGUCUACACUCCAAUUAUUGAGG
Perkinsus marinus ATCC 50983 is the source of this 469-nucleotide messenger RNA. RefSeq lists its product as hypothetical. NCBI's taxonomy places the organism in Eukaryota, Perkinsozoa, Perkinsida, Perkinsidae. The annotation marks the transcript as partial. The record is from RefSeq and is a predicted model, not a curated record. The transcript has a single exon.